This is a messenger RNA of Tyto alba (common barn owl), 684 nucleotides long. Its product is annotated as transcription cofactor HES-6. Gene Ontology annotation, cellular component: nucleus. Bases 1 to 684 code for a protein of 227 amino acids. Lineage: Eukaryota; Metazoa; Chordata; Aves; Strigiformes; Tytonidae. Gene Ontology annotation, molecular function: DNA-binding transcription factor activity, RNA polymerase II-specific; protein dimerization activity; RNA polymerase II cis-regulatory region sequence-specific DNA binding. The transcript has 4 exons. Gene Ontology annotation, biological process: anterior/posterior pattern specification; regulation of transcription by RNA polymerase II; regulation of neurogenesis. The record is from RefSeq and is a predicted model, not a curated record.
AUGACCGCCGCAGCCACCGCCGGCAGCACCCACAAGCUCACCAGCACCAAGGAGGAGAGGAAGCUAAGGAAACCCCUCAUUGAGCGGAAACGAAGGGAAAGGAUUAAUAACUGCUUGGACCAGCUGAAGGAGACCGUUGUGGGCGCGUUUCACCUGGAUCAGUCUAAACUGGAAAAAGCAGACAUCCUCGAAAUGACGGUGAAGCACCUCCAGAACAUCCAGAGCAGCAAGCUGAUGGCCGACUCCAAAGUGGGUCUGGAAGCCCAGCAGAGGUACAGCACCGGGUACAUUCAGUGCAUGCAUGAGGUGCACAACCUCCUCCUCACCUGCGAGUGGAUGGACAAGACCCUCGGGGCGCGCCUGUUAAACCACCUGCUGAAAUCCUUACCCAGGUCUGGCGAAGACACCUGCAAAGCAGCAUUAAGGUCUUCAAGCCCAUCUCAGCAGCCUCUCCCGACACCAAAAAGCCCCCUGAGCCUGAAGGGGAGCACUCGGGGCACAAACCCAUCACAGGAGUGCUUCUACCCUGCGGAGAACAAGCAGGCUUCGAAAAAUUCCUUCCAGCUGCCAUCGCUGUCGGUUUUCAGCCAGGUUGAUGCUGUACCUCCCAGGCAGGUCCUGCAGCCAAAUUUUUCCCAUAACAACCCUAGAAUGGGGUCAUUAGAUAUGUGGAGACCAUGGUAA